Capsella rubella is the source of this 1477-nucleotide messenger RNA. Its product is annotated as protein TRIGALACTOSYLDIACYLGLYCEROL 3, chloroplastic. The transcript has 10 exons. Gene Ontology annotation, molecular function: ATP binding; ATP hydrolysis activity. The record is from RefSeq and is a predicted model, not a curated record. NCBI's taxonomy places the organism in Eukaryota, Viridiplantae, Streptophyta, Magnoliopsida, Brassicales, Brassicaceae. The coding region runs from base 195 to 1247 and encodes 350 amino acids.
UUAGAAAAAAAGAAAAAGAAAAUGGCAAUGUGAUUGAUUUCUCCCACUCGCUUUCGUCGGUGAAGAAACCAAAAAAACACUAACUUCGCCGCAAAGCUCACACCUUUUGAUCGAUCUUGAUUCUGGGUUUCUCCUAAAUUGGUAUCGAAUUCGAUUCAAUUGCUUCAGGAUCUCUCAACCCACAAGAACCAAUCAUGUUUUCGUUAUCCUCUUCUUCGUUGCUUCAUCCGAGUUUACACUGCCAUGGUUCUUCUUCUGGUCGGUCCAUCGCUGUACCAAGAAGGAGUCUUAUCUCGUUUCGUCGGAGAGUCUCUUGCUGUUGCAUAGCUCCACCUCAGAAUUUGGACAAUGAUGCCACUAAAUUCGAUAGUCUUUCUAAGUCAGGAGGAGGUAUGAGUAAACAACGAGAGCCUGAGAAUGAUUCUGAUGUUCUUAUUGAAUGUCGAGAUGUGUACAAAUCGUUUGGGGAGAAACAUAUCUUGAAAGGUGUUAGCUUUAAGAUUAGACAUGGCGAAGCUGUUGGGGUGAUCGGUCCUUCUGGGACUGGGAAAUCAACCAUUUUAAAGAUCAUGGCUGGUCUUCUUGCUCCAGACAAGGGAGAAGUUUAUAUACGAGGAAAAAAACGAGCUGGUUUGAUAAGUGAUGAGGAAAUAUCAGGACUUCGUAUUGGCCUGGUAUUUCAGAGUGCAGCUCUCUUUGAUUCGCUAUCAGUUCGUGAGAAUGUUGGUUUUCUACUUUAUGAAAGAUCAAAAAUGCCGGAGAAACAAAUAUCUGAGCUUGUGACACAAACCUUAGCAGCUGUUGGGUUGAAGGGGGUUGAGAAUAGAUUACCUUCUGAGCUAUCUGGUGGAAUGAAGAAAAGGGUUGCUUUAGCUCGUUCACUAAUUUUUGAUACAACGAAAAAGGUUAUAGAGCCGGAGGUAAUCCAAAGAUCUACUCAAGUUCAUGUGCUCUUGUACGACGAGCCAACUGCUGGACUCGAUCCAAUUGCAUCAACUGUAGUUGAAGAUCUUAUACGGUCUGUCCACAUGACGGAUGAGGAUGCAGUUGGAAAACCUGGAAAAAUUGCGUCUUAUCUGGUUGUAACUCAUCAACAUAGCACCAUUCAAAGAGCUGUAGACAGGUUAUUGUUUCUGUAUGAAGGAAAGAUAGUUUGGCAAGGAAUGACACAUGAAUUUACAACCUCAACUAAUCCAAUAGUUCAACAGUUUGCUACAGGCAGCCUCAAUGGACCAAUCAGAUACUAGGGGACGCAAUCAAAGGAUUGGCGAGACAUGGUUGACAUACAACAUAUGAGUACAUUGUCUGGAUUCUGCAAAUAUACCUCUGGCUUCCAUUAAGAUUUGCAAAUAGUUGACAAGAUACUUCAGUUCUUCUGGAACAAAGCUUACUUUAUCUUAGAAGCAUAGAUCAGGAAAGCAUUGUAAGUUGUGAGAUUGAACUAUAAUGCAUAAAUGAGAAUUGGGUUCAAACAAAA